AUGGGUCUUCUCAAAACCGGAAUUGUUCUCUACGGAGCCCACCUUGCAGCCAAAAAGAUAUACGGCGAGAAGAAGGAGAGCUCGGCUGAGAACUCCUGGUGCCAGAGACCUCAAGCACCACCCUCAGAAAUCCCUCAAGCAGCGCAAAAUCUUCAGAGCGCUCUACCAAACUAUGCACCAGCAAGCAACGUUCAAGCCCCUUAUCAACCACACCAACAAUGGCCAGAGAAGGCUGCGAUUGAGGCGGAACUUGCGCCGAAGCAAUGUACCUGCGGGGCAGCACAGGCCAACCAGGCCAAUUCGUUCACCAAGCAAUGA
Messenger RNA from Cadophora gregata, 318 nucleotides. RefSeq lists its product as uncharacterized. Bases 1 to 318 code for a protein of 105 amino acids. NCBI's taxonomy places the organism in Eukaryota, Fungi, Ascomycota, Leotiomycetes, Helotiales, Ploettnerulaceae. The transcript is spliced from 2 exons. The record is from RefSeq and is a predicted model, not a curated record.